Messenger RNA from Liolophura sinensis, 1701 nucleotides. RefSeq names its product fibroblast growth factor receptor 2-like. The transcript is spliced from 13 exons. NCBI's taxonomy places the organism in Eukaryota, Metazoa, Mollusca, Polyplacophora, Chitonida, Chitonidae. Bases 1 to 1701 code for a protein of 566 amino acids. Gene Ontology annotation, biological process: cell surface receptor protein tyrosine kinase signaling pathway; protein phosphorylation; multicellular organism development. Gene Ontology annotation, cellular component: signaling receptor complex; plasma membrane. The record is from RefSeq and is a predicted model, not a curated record. Gene Ontology annotation, molecular function: transmembrane receptor protein tyrosine kinase activity; ATP binding.
AUGGCGCGUAGUGGCACCUUUCUAUACCUACAAGCACUUGUGUCUUGUGUACUGUUCGCACUAGCCGCAUCUGAAUGUAAACUAAAGGAGCGGACAUUGAAGGAGGGAGAACAGUUUGAGAACUGUACACAGACCUGCAGGUGUGUGUACGGUAGUCUGAACUGUCAACGAAAACAGUGUCCUUCAACACAGGAGUUCCCCAUUAGCCGAUGUCUACAACAAAACACACGUGUACCUGAUGGUCAGUGUUGUUCUGCCCCCGUCUGCGAAAGAUGUGGUGCCAGCUUCUUCGGACCCGACUGCCGCGAGCGCUGUGGCGCAUGCGCGAGUGGAAGGUGUCACCCUAAAACCGGUGUUUGUAAAAGGGGCACACCUCUGUGUAAAUCUGGUUAUAUAGGAAACCAGUGUAAAGAAGCCUGUGGUGCGGGCACAUGGGGGCACGAGUGUCAACAGAACUGCAGUAAUAACUGUGUCCGGGGGAAUCAGGAGUGUGAUAAGAGGGACGGGACCUGCAUCGGUGGCUGCCUGCCCGGAUUUUAUGGGAGCCUCUGUGAGCCUGCCCAGUCCACAAUACAGCUGUCAACGGUUGUUGGAAUUGGAGUUGGCAUCGGGCUGUUUAUCCUGGUCAUUAUAGUGAUCUGUACAGUGAUCUGUCUGUACCGGCGAAGAGCCCGACAGGAUGCACUGUCAAAGAGAGACAGCUACCUCAGUCCUGUAGCCUUGAAUAAUACCAGUGUACCUAGUCGUAACUUCCUGGGUCAAACCGACGAUUACGAAAUGCCGAUAAACGUGCGCAAUGAAUCCAUCCCUGUGUACAGUUCUCCAUAUCCGCCGGUCUAUUGUUCUAUGGAUAUACAGGACACAGAAGACGAGCUGAUUUACGAGAUGAUGUUGCCAAGGACGAACUGGAAUGUGAGUCUGGCAGACAUGGAAGUGAGCAACACACUCAUGACUCAGGGUAACUUUGGAGAGACUCGGCUAGCUCUGUGGAAUCACAAUGUGGACAAAAGUCUCUGCACUCACGUGGGUCUCAAGCGUUUUCCAGGGAAUGGCUCAGACGAACGGAAGAACUUGAUAAACGGCCAGUUGGAGAAACUCAGGUCCCUAGAUCGUUGUAUUAAUGUCUUGGCCGUAUUAGGGGUUUCUACUGAUCCGAACACUGGGGACAGUUUGCUGAUUUUGGAGUGUAGUGAGAGAGGGUCUCUGCUGACCUACCUCAAACAAAACCGAUUUGAAAGUUCUAAAAAAGAAGAACUGACAGAGAAAAGGCUGACCAAGCUGUGUCAGGACGUGGCUUACGGGAUGAAAUACAUCUCCUCAUACUCGAUUACGAACGUGGACCUGGCUGCAGACACGGUCCUUAUGGACAAGUUCCUGAACGCAAAGAUCACUGGAAUGGUGCAUUUUCAGGAAAAAGAUCAGACACAAGAUCAGGUGGUGGUACAGGCUUCUUACUCCCUGACUCUCUAUCCACCUAUCCAACUGUUUUCUGUUAUAGGUGGAGGUACAGUGUUCUUGUCCUCUCCAGGUAUUCUCACUAUUCCCUGUUACAGCUGGAGGUGGAGGUACGGGGUUCUGAUGUGGGAGGUGUUUAGUCUAGGAGAAACUCCAUACUCUGACAUCAGUGUCAAGGAUCUUCUUCAGAAAUUGGAGUCUGGCUGUAGGCUGGGCCAUCCUGCAGACACUCGUACCAUGACGUAA